Dentiscutata heterogama is the source of this 215-nucleotide messenger RNA. The record is from the annotation of a GenBank genome assembly. Lineage: Eukaryota; Fungi; Glomeromycota; Glomeromycetes; Diversisporales; Gigasporaceae.
AAUUUAAUGUGGAAGACAUUGCAGAAGAUCAAGAAGCGGGAUUAGAUGACCUAUUUGACCAUUUGGAUCAAUUUAUUGAAACCAUUCAAGACUCUAUUUCUACUGAUCAAUUACCUGCUAGUGCUACCUUAAUUAGGCGCAGCAAUAAUCGUCGUGGCAAACCAGUAGAAGGUGUUGAAUAUCAAGUUCCACCUGAUACAGACUUUCAUCAAUGA